AUAAUCUGUAAAAGAAACGGAAUGUAAACUAUAUAUACAAGCAGAUGUAAAAUAAAAACCGGUCAAGUGCUAGUCGGACUCGCGCAUGUAGAGUUCAAGAAAAAAAAAUCCAAUGACGGAUUCAAAUUUCCAACCGCAAUUUUUUAAGUUUGUAAUCGCUAAUAUUUGACAGUCAGUUAUAGUUACAUAUAUAUGGGAGCCCCCUUUCAUUUAUUAUUAUUAUUAUUUGUUGUUAUAGCGGCAACAGAAAUACAUAUUCUGUGGAAGUUUCAACUUUCUACCUAUUAUGGGUCCGCGAGACGAUCAAGUGCACUUGACAAUUCUACGUGCUUGAAGUGAAUAUUUAUCGUUUACAGCGUUGACUUGACAAGUCCCGUCAAGUAUCUACGGGCUUGAUCAUACUUGACAAAAAAUUUGAUUGACGGCACUUGUACCACCUUGCGCUUGAUGCGACUUGACGCGACUUGACAAGUUUUAUUCAUUUGCGGCCGGAACAUCGAAGAUGGCGGACGACGAACCGGACCGAGACGUGGCUUUGGCGGCAAGCGCCGACCUAAUUACCGAGCGUGAUUUUGUGUUAUUAUUAAUAUCUCUCUACAGAGAUCAUCCUGCAUUGUGGAAAAUUAAAAGUAAGGAGUAUGCGGAUAAAAACAAAAGGUCGCUUGCUUUAUCAAGCAUAGUCAAAGCACUUCGAGUAUAUAAACCUGCCUACACCGAAGAUUUAUUGAAGAAAAAAAUUAAUGCUUUAAGAACCAACUUCAACAAAGAAAGAAAAAAGAUUGAACAAGCACAACGGUCUGGCGUGUCUCCCGAUGAUGUACCAAAACCGUCACUCUACUAUUACAAUGAACUGUUAUUUCUGUCAGACCAAAUGUGUAUAAGUGAUACUGAAAGCAGUUUAAGCAGUGAGUUUUCCUUGUCAUCCAAUUAUCAAAAAGAGAUGUCACAAUCAAAGAAAAGCAAAAACACAUCACAGCAGGACCUGAUAGAUAUAGCAUCACAUUAUUUCAAAAAACCUGAUGACUCUGAAUCGGAUAUUAUUGCGAAGGGCUGGGCUCUUAAACUCAAACGUUUAUCACCAGAUCAAAGACGCUAUGCGGAGAAAAUAAUAAAUGACAUUUUAUUUGAAGCCGAAAUGGGAUCACUGUCAAGAAACGGAGUUCAGAUCUUGCCUGCUAGCUCGCCCACAUACACAUACUUAUACCAGUCACCCGCAUCACAUCAGUCACCAUCACCUGUGCUAUCACCAAAUGCUCUCCACUCAACUACGACAUACCAGUCACCAUCACCGUAUCAGUCACUAUCACCUGUGCCAUCACCAAAUGUACACCACUCAACCUUUAAAUACCAGUCACCAUCACCAAGUGGGCACCACUCAACUUUGACAAACCAGUCACCCGCACCAUAUCAGUCACCAUCACCUGUGCCAUCACCAAAUGUACACCACUCAACCUUUAAAUACCAGUCACCAUCACCAAGUGGGCACCACUCAACUUUGACAAACCAGACACCCGCACCAUAUCAGUCACCAUCACCUGUGCCAUCACCAAAUGUACACCACUCAACUUUGACAAACCAGUCACCCGCACCACAUGAGUCACCAUCACCUGUGCCAUCACCAACUGUACACCACUCAACCUUGACAUACCAGUCACCAUCACCACAUCAGUCACACUCACAAGUCAUAGGCAAGACACCGGUGCAUGAUACCAAAUCAUCUCAACCUAUGCAAGUGCCAAUUCUAUCUCGUGAACACCCCGUAAUUUAUAUACCAGUCCCAGCUACUCAAGAAGAAGAAUCACAGACUGCGGCUAAGUUCUUACAACACUUCUAUUCUUUUUAAUUUCACCAUCACAUUAAGUAUUUAAUUUUUGUUAU
Pieris napi is the source of this 1878-nucleotide messenger RNA. Its product is annotated as class E vacuolar protein-sorting machinery protein hse1-like. Bases 503 to 1843 code for a protein of 446 amino acids. The transcript has 2 exons. NCBI's taxonomy places the organism in Eukaryota, Metazoa, Arthropoda, Insecta, Lepidoptera, Pieridae. The record is from RefSeq and is a predicted model, not a curated record.